AUGGCGCCCGAACUAUCCAGCAAUUGGAAAAAACUACAAGCCCAAUUAAAGCAAGAAUCCGCUGCGAAGAGCGAACGAAAACGAAAGGGCAUCCCAACAGAACGACAACAGAACACCAUCGCAAAGCGCAGACGAUUAGAAGGGAAAACACCAACUGCAACUUCCACUUCUACCUCCAAAUCCAUAUCCGCUUCCACGAAAUCCAGAUCCCACGGAAUCCUCAAGAAGAAGCGAAAAAUGGGACUAGGAGCCAGCACAGAAUCCCCUCCCGCCGAACCACCCACCACAAAUCUAGCCUCCUGGGCAGAAGACAACGAUAUAUCCGCACGGGAUCUAGCAGACGCCUACGGCCCGAAUAGAAAUGGAAACCCAACAUCCACCGCUUCCACGACGGUAGACAAGAUAAAUUGCGGAUUAGUAGAAGACGUCGAGAUAGGAAAAUACAUCGCAUUAGACUGCGAGAUGGUCGGUGUAGACGGGCCUCUCGAUCGCUCUGUCCUCGCGCGCAUCUCUAUAGUGAAUUUUCACGGCCAUUUGAUAUACGAUUCCUUCGUCAAACCAGAGGAAUUCGUUACAGACUGGCGGACACCAGUUUCCGGGAUCGCACCGAGGCAUAUAGUUACGGCACGACAAUUCGACGAGGUACAAACCCAGGUUGCGGAGAUCAUGAAGGACCGAAUCAUCGUCGGGCACGCCAUAAAAAAUGACCUCGAUGUUCUCAUGCUCACCCACCCGAAGAAAGACAUUAGGGAUACUAGUAAAUAUCCCGGUUUCAGGAAAUACGCGACAGGUAGGACGCCGAGUUUGAAGAUUCUGGCGGCGGAGAUCCUGGGCUUGGAGAUUCAGAGUGGAGAGCAUAGUAGUAUUGAGGAUGCGAGGGCUGCGAUGUUGCUUAUGAGACGGCAUAAGAGCGGAUUUGAUGUAGAUAAUGCGCAGAGGUUUCCUAGUAUGGCCAAUGGGAGAGCGAGGGCGAAGGGUGGAGGAGGGGGAGGGGGAAAGAAGAAGAAGAAGGGGAAGCGUGGAUGA
Molecule: messenger RNA, 1026 nt
Organism: Hymenoscyphus albidus
Lineage: Eukaryota; Fungi; Ascomycota; Leotiomycetes; Helotiales; Helotiaceae
Source: the annotation of a GenBank genome assembly